This is a messenger RNA of Purpureocillium takamizusanense, 1863 nucleotides long. RefSeq lists its product as uncharacterized. NCBI's taxonomy places the organism in Eukaryota, Fungi, Ascomycota, Sordariomycetes, Hypocreales, Ophiocordycipitaceae. Bases 292 to 1422 code for a protein of 376 amino acids. The transcript has a single exon. The record is from RefSeq and is a predicted model, not a curated record.
CCGCCGCCGCCGCGCGUGCCCAGCCAGAGCUGAUGAGGGGCACAUCCGCAUCCUCGUCGAACGGACGCAAACCCUUUUUUCCCUAUCACAACAAAUGUCGGGUCUGACGCGAUUCAGCCGAAUCCAACUUUGACGCGGCGAAACCCACACCUGCCUGCUGGCGCCGCCAUGCCUCGCCGUCCAUCUCACCCCUGAGUAGCAGCAAUUCCCACCCCCUCCCGCACUGCCGCCCGCGCGCUGCGACUGCUACUGCUACCCCGAGCGGCCAGCCAGCCAGCCAGCCAGCCCACCAUGGAUCCCCCCUCGGAACCUCCUCGGCCGCUGUCCACCGAUGCUGAGGCGAUAGACACGCCUCACCUCGCCAGAUUUGAGUUUAGUGAACAGGGCACCAAGAUACUCAUGGUUGAGUGGCAUCCCGGCGACGUUGCUGCAUCGGCCUCUUCCUCUGCCUCCGCCUCCGCUUCUGCCUCUGCCCGGCCCGAUAACACGACCGUAACCAGCUCUCGACCCGCCGCGGCCCCCAAACCCGACUCGGACCCGGCGUCGCCCCCUCCGCCCGGCUUGGACCGCCCGGCACUGGACUCGGCCGCCGCCUGGGAGGUGUCGUGGCCCGGCAAGUCGACCGUCCUUCCCGCCCGCGAUGCCGAUCAGGACGCCGCUGGCGCCUGUCGCCGAGUCUACUUCCUCCUGCCCCAGGAGGCUUCCAUCCCCCCAGCCGUAACCAUCGCUCGUCCCGGGCGGCCGAGCCUGGUGGUCAAGCCGCUCCCCGCCAUCUUCCCAGACGGGUUCGACGCGGAUGCCGGUGCCCGGGGCGUGCUUCACACCUUGUGGGCCAAGAAGCGCCUGUCUGAGCUGGACCGUGAGAUGGACGCCGAGCUCCGGGCAAACGCAGAGAGCGUCGGGCUCGAGAUGGCCUUGGCCGAAAAGAAGUGGAUAGUUGACAACUUCUUCCGCCCACCCCCGGCCCCGUCGACAUCUGCGCCGCUGUCUCCGCGAUCACCGGUGCCAGGGCGGCUGGGAGACAAGCUCAAGGGCCUCAAACUCGCCACAUCCGCCACCGACCUACUCCCAAGCCCGACAGGUUGGUGCCACCGCCUCGACAAGGCGACUCCCCUGCCCUCUUUUGUUCUUGUACACAAACUAACCACGACUGUCUCACUAGCCAAUACGUUUACGGGUGCCGGCGUCACGUCCCAUACGCUGUUGCCCCAGAUGGGCGACGUUGCCGUCCCGUCUUUUUCUGCCAUUGCACGCGGAAACGGAAACGGCAACGGCUACGCAGCGCCCGCGUCCCUCGACGCAGCUGUCAAGGGCGUUUUGUCAUCGCACCCUGGGCCUGCAGAUGGAGAGGAUGACCUCUUCGCUCUUCCCAUCAGCCCUAGAAGUCCCGAUAUGAAGAAGAGCCCCUUCAGCAUCCUAUGACAUCCCCGCCGGGUUGUCAGACACAGCCGGCCCAUCUGAUAGGCGGCAUCACAACGGGCACGACGAAGACGCAUUGCAGCAAGUCGCUCAUGAGAAGAAUGGUGGUUACCAGUGUUAUUAAAGGUCGCCGGUGGAGGGGUCGCGUAGUCCCGAUGUGCGGUCCUUCCUCACGUUCUACUGGGAAACACGUCUAAGUGAGGAGGGAGGAGGGCGGUUGUUUGGGCACAUGAGCGUCGCUAGAUAUACCACAUGGCACGGCGCGCAGUUUUUCCUAACGACGACACGAGAAUAAAAAGACGAGGACGAAGAAGCACAUAGUUGUCGAGAUCGCCGGGCCAAUAUAUGUAUAUACAGGCGAAAGGGAGGGCAUGCGUCUCUCAGAGCUUGGAAUCUAUUGAUGCCGCAGUUACAAAUCAAGUUAGACUUGAAUUGGCAGUGGAC